This is a messenger RNA of Guillardia theta CCMP2712, 342 nucleotides long. RefSeq lists its product as hypothetical. Gene Ontology annotation, cellular component: nucleosome. Lineage: Eukaryota; Cryptophyceae; Pyrenomonadales; Geminigeraceae. Gene Ontology annotation, biological process: nucleosome assembly. Gene Ontology annotation, molecular function: DNA binding; structural constituent of chromatin. The record is from RefSeq and is a predicted model, not a curated record. The transcript has a single exon. Bases 1 to 342 code for a protein of 113 amino acids.
AUGCCGCCCAAGAAAGCAGCAGCAGCCCCCAAGGCCAAGAGUCCCGCGAAGAAGGCUACUGCUGUCAAGAAGACUGCGGCCACCAAGCCCAAGAAGAGCCCCGCUAAGAAGGCUGCUGCCCCCAAGAAGACCGCUGCCCCCAAGAAGUCUCCCGCCAAGAAGACUGCCACUAAGGCCCCUAAGGCUACUAAGCCCAAGGCUGAGAAGGCCCCCAAGGUCACCAAGCCCAAGGCCGAGAAGGCCCCCAAGGCGACCAAGGCAGCUGCCAAGCCCAAGAAGUCCCCUGCUAAGAAGGCGACUGCUGCGAAGAAGACUGCCACCACCAAGGCGACGAAAAAGUAA